AUGCAAGCACGGCUUGCUAUUGGAGGGUAUUUACAACCCGGCGCUAACCCGCGCUUUGAAAGAUGGUUCGUUGAAGACUCGAAUGUUGAUCAAGCUCUGCAGCAGGAUUCCCCGACUGAAUCCAAUGGAACAGAAGAAGAUCAGGAUAGCGGUCCAGAGCAUAAUGAAAUAAACCAACGACCUGUUCGCAGGACUCCGCCGGACGAUCCUCCCAUCAACCCAUUAAAUUUGGGCUCGGCGGGUGGCAUCAAUAACCAAGUCGAGCCUAACGAAGCCAAUCAAGCGAAACGGCGAAGAAUUGAACUUGAAUUCGAACUCGAAAGGAAAAAGGUCGAACGUUCCCGCAAGAUGGAUGAUCUUUUACGUCAAUGCGAGAGAGAAGAAGAAGAUAUUAAAAUGGCAAUCGAGCGCGAAAAGCUCUUGGCUGGUGCGCUCGAUGGAUCGAUUCAAGGAAACCCAAUCCUUUCCUCCACACCGAAGCGCAAUAUGGAUACCAUCGGAAACUUACGACCCGUAGAAACAACCGAAAGAUCGGCAACAUUCGCUCCGCCAAGUCGUUGGCCAAAGAUUAUCGUCGAAAAAUUCAACGGGGAUCCGCGAAAAUGGCAAAGAUUCGCGCACGGUAUUCACGCCACCGUUCGCGACGCAAACAUCCCUGACUCCUACAAGCUUCUGGGCCUUCAAGACAACAUUACGGAAGAUAUUCGGAAAAGGAUGGGCCACAUCUUCAACGGAUCAUAUGCAUUUGAGUCGGCUUGGAAUGAAUUGGAAGUUAAAUAUGGAAAUCCAGGUCUUAUAAUGCAGGCGCAUAACCAGCACCUUCUCCAAGUCCAGCCUUUCAAAACCGGAGACUUUAAUUCGCUCUUCACUUUAGCGGCAGAUGUCCGUGAUGCCGUAUCAAGCGUUUCCGUUGAGCACUCCAAGGAAUUUACGUUUUCAACCGUCAUCUCCUCGCUCGCCUCAAAGCUUCCAAUUCAGCUUCAAAUCGACUGGGGAAAAUAUGCAUAUUCCCUUCGUCCGAAUCUACCAUCGCUACGAGAUUUCGACAAGUGGAUUGAUAUCGCUGUCGGAGCAGAAGAGUAUCGUGGAAUUCGACUUUCCGUGGCCGGAGAUGUCGUUAAUAAACCCGCCCAUAAUACUCACCCUCGGCAGCAAGGCGGCUAUGGUCAACCUGGUAGCAGUAAUUAUCGUGGACCUACUGUGUUGACGAACGGAAUUCAAGAAAAAGUAGCAGCUCCGCAGUGCCCUGCCUGCAGUGCCAAUCCUGGUCAUCGCCUCGAGUAUUGCAACGUUUUCAAGAAAAUGUUGGUCAACAAACGAGCAGCUCUCUGCGCCGACAACAAUUUUUGUUUCAAAUGCUUGACACAAGGCCACUACGGAAGAAAUUGCUCCCGCACUGACGUGAAGUGUAAGGACUGCGGAAAGGCGCACAACACUCUCUUACACGGAGCCGAUCGCCAAUUUCCGUCUGCAAAAACUCAAGAUGCGUAAUCGGCCGGGCGGGACUGUUGUGCAUCGGCACAGGUGAUGAAAGAAAUCGCGAUAUGGCAACGGUGGCGGGGGAGGAGAAGAAAACGAGCGGCCAGUCGAUCCAGAUAUUUCAACGAGGCCGGAACAUUCCGGCGAAUCGAGAGUUUUUUGUGGUUAAUUUUGAGUUUAAUCGAAUCGACUGUAAGGUGCGCGU
Daphnia pulex (common water flea) is the source of this 1684-nucleotide messenger RNA. RefSeq lists its product as uncharacterized. The transcript is spliced from 2 exons. NCBI's taxonomy places the organism in Eukaryota, Metazoa, Arthropoda, Branchiopoda, Diplostraca, Daphniidae. Gene Ontology annotation, molecular function: zinc ion binding; nucleic acid binding. The coding region runs from base 1 to 1491 and encodes 496 amino acids. The record is from RefSeq and is a predicted model, not a curated record.